This is a messenger RNA of Equus quagga, 810 nucleotides long. It is a transcript of the gene GPR32, whose product is annotated as G protein-coupled receptor 32. Lineage: Eukaryota; Metazoa; Chordata; Mammalia; Perissodactyla; Equidae. Gene Ontology annotation, molecular function: N-formyl peptide receptor activity; complement receptor activity. The record is from RefSeq and is a predicted model, not a curated record. Gene Ontology annotation, cellular component: plasma membrane. Gene Ontology annotation, biological process: inflammatory response; phospholipase C-activating G protein-coupled receptor signaling pathway; positive regulation of cytosolic calcium ion concentration.
AUGUGGUCAUUAUCUUACCUUAUUAUAUAUUACCUUAUCUCUGCUUCCAAUUGCCCACCUCAGGAGGUGGCGUGCCUCCGCCAGCUGACCGCAGCCAUCCUGUUUGUGUCCUUUGUGGUUGGCAUAGUGGUCAAUGGGAUGACUGCCUUCCACAUGGCUCGCCCUGUCACCACCAUCUGGUCCUUCAACCUGGCCCUUGCCAGCUUCACUGUCUCAUGGUCCCUGCCCGUUGCCAUAUACAACAUAGCCUCCGGCCAGUGGCCCUUCAAUGAGUUGACCUGCAACCUCUCCCUGGCCUUCACCUUCUUUCCCAGCAUCUGCCUCCUGGUCUUCAUCUCUGUUGACCGUUGCAUCUCUGUCCUCUGCCCCCUCUGGGCUUAAAAUCACCACACUGUGCAGCAAGACACCUGGCUGGCUGUCGGCGUGUGGCUCCUGGCAGUGACCAUCAUUCACUUCCCGCUGGGCUUCUCGGUGCCCCUGGCCAUCAUCAGCACCUGCCACCUCGUCCACAUCAUGCUCCAGCGGGAGGGCUGGGUCCACGCCGGCCGGUGGGCGAGGUUGCUGCUGGUGUUGGUUAGCGCCUUCUUCAUCUUCUGGUUUCUGGUUAACUUGGUGCUUUAGGUCCAGUUGGGGUGAUUUUUGGUGCUAAAGAAGUCCCGCGACCCCACGAUGCUGCUCAUCCUCUGGGCUACCUUCUCCCCGGGCUGUUUCAACAGCUGCCUCAAGGCUUUCCUCUAUGUCUUCAUUGGCAGAGAUUUCCAAGGAAAGCUUUUCCAGUCUUUGCCUUCUGCCCUGGCCAGGGCGUUUUAG